Moneuplotes crassus is the source of this 1130-nucleotide messenger RNA. The record is from the annotation of a GenBank genome assembly. Lineage: Eukaryota; Ciliophora; Spirotrichea; Euplotida; Euplotidae.
GAUGGAUUCUAAAGAGCCUCAUGUGAACUUUAACCUCUCGUUGCAAAAAGAGGACUCAACCAAAUUCUAUAAGUCUUUCAAAACCUCCUUCGACACAUUCUCCCCCGAACACUAUGCCUCCAAAAUAAAAACAUUCAAGUAAUCCCUACUUCCACAAUAAACCAUCCCUACUCUAGCUGCAAAGACAACCUUGAGGACUUCAUCAUCAACAAAGGAAGCAAGAUUCCCCUUUUUGGGUAUCCAGAGCUCAACUUUGAUAAUGACCCUAGGGAAGAAAACAGAACGGGAAAGCUAUGGCAAGUGCUGACAAAUUGCAUUAUUAGUAAGAACUCCAACAGAUGACUCGUAAGAGAUUUGAUUGAUAGUGUCAAAAUGCAUGAAAAUUUGCAUGAUGAGUUUUAUGGGUUUAAGAUGCAUAAUGAAAGAAUGAGGCUCCUCUCAUCAGUUUAUGAUGGUGAGACAGAAAAUCUAAGGAGAAAAAAGAAAAGAAAAUAUAUUUUUUCAACUAAGAAAGUUGUAAAAGUCGGAAAAGAAAAGAAUAAAUUAUCUGGAGAAGUAGAAGAAUCAUAUGUGUCAACACCGAGACAUAUGAACAUUUUGAACAAUAGCCAUGGAUAUUCAACAAGAAAAAGUUCGAAAAAUAAAGCAACAUUUUCAAAGAUUUUAAACAUAAAAAGAUUAAGUACCAGCAAAAAUUCGAGAAUUAAGAACCAAGUUUCGGAAAAGGCCAUAAAGACAAAAAUGCCAACCAAGAAAAAUAGGCACAGUAUAAAGAUCAGGAGCAGCUAUAGCAAGGACAAAAUCAGCCUAAAAAAUCCCUCAAUCUCUCCUAAAAAUCCAAAAACUCCAAAUAAGUCCAAAAGACGGCCUAAAACUGCUAAAAGAAGAGCAACUUUGGCUACUGAUCGAAAGCACAAGAGUGCUAAAAGAUUGCUGCUUUCUACCAAAAGGGAGCCUGAGGAGAAAAAACUAAAACCCUUCUGCAAGGUUAAGGCUGAGAAGUACUUGAUUGAUGAUUUAAUCCACUUGGCAGAUACACCUGGCUUUAGUCAGAGGAAAUGGGGCUUAAGAGACAGUUUGUUUGGGUAUCACCAAAAUCUACGAUAAAUAAUGCAUUAUCUUCAAUAAAA